Messenger RNA from Ramularia collo-cygni, 546 nucleotides. RefSeq lists its product as uncharacterized. The record is from RefSeq and is a predicted model, not a curated record. NCBI's taxonomy places the organism in Eukaryota, Fungi, Ascomycota, Dothideomycetes, Mycosphaerellales, Mycosphaerellaceae. The transcript has a single exon. Bases 1 to 546 code for a protein of 181 amino acids.
AUGUCUCCUGCCAAAGCAACCUCCUCGCUGGCGAACAGUGUCGUCGUCGCCGCCAGCAACCCAACAAUCGAGAUGAGGAUCCAAGCUCUGGCACAAGAGCUCCAAGACAUGAUCUUCCACUUCGCUUUCAUUGCACCACUCGAAGGCCUCACAAACAUCACAAUCUCGGAGUCUUACAAAACACCAGUCGCCCUCCAACUCGACCGUAACACGCGCACUUCGCUCGCGAAGAAAUACUACAACAAUGCCGUGUUCCACACUAACGACUUUGGCGACUCGAUCUGGAUUUUCAAAGAAUGGUACUCGUUUCUUUCCAGGGCGCAUAAGCUCGAGAUUCGGAACAUCGCCUGCACACAGGUCAAGGAGCCAUUCGUCCCAAGUAUUACAGAAGACUACAUCCGAAAGUUGCGCUCUGGGAGAAGGUAUGACAUUUCUAUCGAGGGACUCUACGGCUGGCUCCACAUCGCGCCCGUCGAACGUGGUCUUUCCGACACCGCGUCCUUCAAGGGUGUUUUUUCCGUCAUCGAUCACGACUCAUCCAUGUGA